GUUGAUAAAUCUUAAAUUUUAAGUUAAACAAAGUUUAACAUCCAUAUCAAAGAACGUAUGUAACAACAUUACAACAAACUAAGAAAAAAAUCAAUUGAAAUAUGCACUUUUAAAUUGCAAAGUUUAAAUGAAAUAUGGAAAAAAUUUGACUAGAAGAAAAAAGGAUUGAAAAGUAAGCCUACAUAGAUAAAUUUAAAUAAAAAAUACCAACCUGAAUUGGAAUUUGGAAAUAAAUAAAUCAUAAAACAUUUUCCAAAAAUAAUUAAGCACUAAGGGGAAAAAUGAAUACAUUUUUUACAUUCAGUGUACUAUGACGGGGAAUUAGAAAAUGAACUUUACAAUAGAAAUAAAAUACUGUAAUUAUAAAGCAUGAAAGCUAUUUACUGAGCAAAAAGCAUUUACGGAGUAAUAUAUAACGCAAUGAGGACUGAGGAUAUAUACUACAUAUAUGCAAUCGAUGACCAAAGAGAGAAGCGUACGUACGGUGGCUAUGGGCAAUUGACAAGCCCAGUAAGAGUGGAGACCUAUUCAAUUGGUGGCGAAACGAGAAGAGUGUGAUGAGAGGUGGACUGGCUGAGGUAGGGUUUUUAAUUUUAGGGUACACGGCUGGAUUGCGACUUAUUAUAAAAGAGAUGGUCUUUUUUUAAUGCAACACGUCUAGUCCACUGGUGCUACGCUAGGAUGCAAAGUUGCCCGAAAUUGGAUGCCUAUGCGAGGAAUGUGGAACUAGGCAAGUCGAUCUACCAUGGCAAGAGCAGCAUGGUGUUGGGAUGCCAAGGCCACACCGUGUUAACUAUGAACAUAACUUGAGUAUUGGUCAAAACAUUAUUCAUCUUGUUUUAGACAAUCUGAAGGUAUUCUUGUAAACAUAACUUGAGUUGUAGCUAGAUACAAAACACGAGGUUCUAUCUUUAAAUCUGUCAAUCAACUUUGUUUUUCACUGCCUCUCUAUUUUCGAGUAGGGGCUACGUCUGCGUACAUCUAUUUUCGAGUAGGGGCUAAGUCUGCGUACACACACCCUACUCUUGUGGGAUCCAAGAGUAGGGUCUUGGAUUUUUCAUUGCUUGAUGUUUUGAGUUAUUAACGAAUAUAUACUCAUUGGUUAUAGUUCAAUCGUUUCAUGAAAGUGCUCUUUGCUUCACCAUUGAAAUGUUCAAUUAAUAUUUUCCAGAUCAUGAAUGCAAUAAAUGCACAACCAUGGAUCCAUGAGGAUCUUACUGCAGUCAUUUCCCAUUUCUUGAGCAUUGUUCAGACUAUGUAUCAACGAUGUAGGUCAUCUUUGGAGGUUUUAUUUUCAUCUGUGGGCUGUCAGGAUCUUGGGCCCACACAGCUUCUUACGGACUAUUUAGAGGUAAUGGACUUCAUAAAUGAUGCUAUUGUAUCCAUGGAUGCAUUUGUUAAUGCUUACAACCAGUCUGCUGUUUAUUUCUCUAGCCCUGUUGAAAUAAGUCAUGGGAAUGAGGAGAUGCUCACUACCCUUGCAAGACUACAUGAUUCCCUGCUACCAUCCCUACAGCAAGGUUUCCGAAUAAUAUUUGCAUCUAAAGAUAAUGGCUCCUCGGAUGUAUCCAGUAGUAUGCAUUGCAACGUUUAUCUCAGUUUGAAAAUGUUGUCAACAAGGAUAGUAAGUUUUGGCUGGAAACUACUAUACUUGUGCUAUCUGAGUGAUGAAGCUUUCAAUGGAAGCUACCCCAUUCAUGUAGGCAUUAAAAUGUUUCCUUCAAAUGUGGAAGAUCCUAUCAUACGGACAGACAUUCUUUUACAGAUAAUCAGGGAUAUCAAUGCAGUAUAUUUGCAGUCUCUAGAGAGACAUAGUAAAGGAACAUUUCUUCAAAGAAUUGAAGAAAAUCACAAAAUAAUGUCUAAGAUUCAACUGUUAAGAAAUGCAGGGUGGUUCUCUAUCGAUGAUGAUCAAUAUCAGUUUGUCGCCGGGAUACUUUCUAACUCAUUGCCAGACAAUAUUAAUGCACCAGACAUUCCAUCUAUGGGGAAGAAUGGCACACCGCAGGUCGAUGAAGACACUGCAAUAAUUGAAUCACAAAUCAGUCAAAUUAGAGAUCUGUUCCCAGAAUAUGGAAAGGGUUUCCUGGCUGCCUGUCUUGAAGUUUAUAAUCACGAUCCUGAAGAGGUUAUACAGAGGAUUUUAGAGGGCACCCUUCACAAAGAUUUGCAGUCUUUAGACAUUUCAUUGGAGGAAACACCAAAGCCCAAGUCUUCUCUUUCUAUUUCAUUGACAUCCACAAAUGACAAGGGUAAAGGGAAACUGUUGGAAUCAUCUGAACAAGUCCCCCCCAGAAAAAGUAUUCAAACUGGGAAUUCAUCAAAUUCUUCCUCCACAUCAUCUGUUGUUGGGAGGUAUGUGAGGAAGACUGGAACUGACCUUCCUGACCCUUUGAUCCUCAAUUCUAGAAGUCAAGCUGAUGUGGCAAGGACAGUUGCACUUGCGUCACAGUUUGAGGAGUAUGAAGACGAGUAUGAUGACUCUUUUGAUGAUUUAGGUGUGAGUAUUUCUGGGUCUGCUUUGGAGGAAACAGAGACAUUGGACAACAAGUUGAACUUGGAUAGGGGAGGGAAGUCUACAGGAGUUGAUAAUAAUGCAUUGAACUACAAGUUGAAUUUGAGUAAAAAGCCACAAUUCUAUGUUAAAGACGGCAAAAACUACAGUUAUAAAGUUGAGGGUUCUAUUGCCGUGAGUAAUUCUGAUGAAGCUUCUUUGGUUAAUCAAGCACAGAAAGAGGUUAUACACGGACUUGGACGGGGUGGUAAUCUUCCAAUGGGUGCUGUCAGAAGGAUGAUGACUGUGGAGUUUGUUCCUGAGCAAGUUAGAGGAGAGGGUCAAGGGAAGCAGUCAGGGCGUGGGUUCGGACGAGGAUAUAUUUCUUCAAGUGGUGCUUCUCAAAAGCCAAUAGUCACUAAUGUGGAGGAAAAUGGUGAUAAUAGAAUGAAAGAAGGGGCUCUUCGAGGAGGACAAGGAGGGGACUCUAGAGGCAGAGGAGGGCAGGGCAGUGGACGGGGAAAAAACCACUACAGAAGAGACCGAGCCAUGAAAAAACACAUGGCAGGAGUGACUGGUCAUUGGUAAAAGAUCUCAAUCUUCCUGCAUUGAUCGAGAUGUUGACGGAGAUUCCAUCACCAGGUAUCCUCUUCAUUUUCUGUUCUUUCCAAGAUAAUUACAUCAAAUUAAUCUUUAUGUUCUCUACUUCAUUUCAUUUUCCCUAACUAAGCUUUUCUAUAAAGGACUUCCUAUGCCUCUACCCUCCCUAAAAGCACCAGGUGUAUCCCUGCUAAGCUAGAAACCUUUUUGUAACUCGAACUAAGGUUUUCCCUA
This is a messenger RNA of Cuscuta campestris, 3328 nucleotides long. The record is from the annotation of a GenBank genome assembly. NCBI's taxonomy places the organism in Eukaryota, Viridiplantae, Streptophyta, Magnoliopsida, Solanales, Convolvulaceae.